Aspergillus calidoustus is the source of this 576-nucleotide messenger RNA. NCBI's taxonomy places the organism in Eukaryota, Fungi, Ascomycota, Eurotiomycetes, Eurotiales, Aspergillaceae. The record is from the annotation of a GenBank genome assembly.
AUGGCCCGCAACGUCGUGAAGGCGGCCAAGUCGGCCUCGACUGUUGUCUCAAUCAACCAUAAAUACUCCGUCCAAUCCACAGGCCUAUGGGAACGCCUCCGCCGCCUACUUGCCAUUGAUCCCGAGCGUUCAACUGGUGUCCCAUUGAACUCGCAAUUUCGUCUUCCAACGCCUGGUUCCCUUCCUCCCCAAUCAUACGAUGACCCUGUCACUCUCCCAGCCGGCGAUAUUGCCGACAACCCAUACUGGAAGCGCGACGUCCGCCGAAACUACCCCCGAGUCAGCACAGUGAACCAGGCCGAUGCCGUUGGCCUUCUCACCGUCGGAAGCCAGGCGGCGCCGAAAGAUGAGAUUCUGAAAAUCGGCGAAGCGGGUGAGAAGCAGCUCGUUUCUGUCAAGCAGGAGGGUGAGGAGCGUGGUCUGGCUGGCUUGUUCGAGAAGGAUAAGGCGGGUAUCAAGGGUGUUUUAGGCCCCAAUGGUCUCCCGCCAUUGCCUGCUAACCUGAACUCGGCCUCAAAGUACCAGAUCGACAGCGAUCAUGGUUACCCCAAUGUGUAUGUUGCCCUCUUCAUUUAA